GGAAUUUAUGUUUCUUUUCCCAGGAUGAUGGAUGAUUCAAAAACUCACUGGGCAGAUUUGAUUUCAAAAUGGGGCAGUAAACUGCCCGGUUUGUCUGAGGAGGAAAUUAAAGAAUUCCAGACGGCUGCCAAAGCCGGAAACCUCUCAAAAGCCAUUUAUGUGGUGAAGAUGUCUGAUGACGUAUUAAGAAAUACCAAACUCAGCAUCGCCAUCACAGGGAACUCGGGCUCUGGGAAGUCAUCUUUCAUCAAUGCCAUAAGGAGCUUGAAUGAUGAUGACAGAGGGGCAGCCAAGACUUGGGUGAAAGAAAUGACAGACAAGCCAACUGCUUAUCCCCAUCACAUAUUCCCAAAUGUCACUAUGUGGGACCUUCCUGGAAUUGGAACAAUGAAGUGUCCAGCAGAAAAAUACGUAAAAGAUAUGAAAUUUGAUCAGUAUGAUUUCUUCAUCAUCAUCACAGCCGGACGCUUCACAGAGGCUGAUACCAAACUUGCCAAAGAAAUCAGCAGGAUGGGGAAGAAGUUUUACUUUGUCCGUACCAAGGUAGAUGUGGACUUGGAUAAUGAACAAAGAAAAAGAGAUUUCAGCAAGGAGAAAACUCUACACAUAAUCAGAAGUGACUGCAUGGAGCAGCUACAAAAAGCAGGCAUCAGCUCCCCACAGGUUUUCCUGGUGUCGAGAUGGCACUUUGACAAGUACGAUUCUCCAGAACUCCAGGAGACUUUGGCGAAUGAAAUCGACAUUCAUAGGAGACAUGUUCUUAUCUGUGCCCUGCCCAGCACUUCUGAAAAAAUCUUGAAAAAGAAACAGAAGGCCCUUCACGAACAGAUCUGGAAACAAGCCCUGAAGUCGUGCGCUGUUGCUGCUGUUCCUCUCCCAUUUCUCUCGGUUAAGUGCGAUGUCGACAUCUUGAUGGAGAACAUGAGAGAGUAUUGCCAGUGCUUUGGCCUGGAUGAUGAUUCCAUCAAAUCACUUGCUAGGCAGGUUGGGAAGUCUGUUGAUGAGCUCAAGUGUGUGAUAAAGUGCCCUCUGGUCAAAGAUAUAACAAGAGAUGAGGUUUUGAAGCGGCUCAGAGAGGCUACAGGGGAACGUAUGAUGACAGUUAAAUAUUUUAUUAGUGUGGUACCACUGAUUGGUUCUGGGAUAGCGGCAAAGAGAUCUUACAGUGUCACCUAUGAAGUGCUACAUACGUAUUUGGAUGAAGUUGCAGAAGAUACUCAACGAGUCCUGAAAAAGGCUUUGGAAGGAGCAGAGAAUAACUAA
This is a messenger RNA of Mauremys mutica (yellowpond turtle), 1263 nucleotides long. Its product is annotated as interferon-inducible GTPase 5-like. The transcript has a single exon. Bases 25 to 1263 code for a protein of 412 amino acids. The record is from RefSeq and is a predicted model, not a curated record. Lineage: Eukaryota; Metazoa; Chordata; Testudines; Geoemydidae. Gene Ontology annotation, molecular function: GTP binding. Gene Ontology annotation, cellular component: membrane.